Molecule: messenger RNA, 1710 nt
Organism: Knipowitschia caucasica
Lineage: Eukaryota; Metazoa; Chordata; Actinopteri; Gobiiformes; Gobiidae
Source: the annotation of a GenBank genome assembly
AUGACACUGGAGAAGAAGAAGAUACCAUGCUCUAAACAGGAAUGUGGUCGCUCGGCCGUAUACAGGACCAGGGAGAUGGCCGCUCGCGCUCUCGUCCCGUUCGUUUUGGUGACUCAGGUUCCGUCCACAGUCUGUGAUCUACUGAAAGAGCUUCCUCCCACACCUGGGCCCAAAAUCCAGCACAACCACAUCCACGGGACACUGCUCCAGGUGCUGUUUCUGCUGCGUUCCUUCCAGUCCGACUCUCACAGACCCAUCCCGUCCGAGAACGGUAUUGGCUCAGCUCUCCGUCGGUACAUAUGGAUCGCUUCACGGCAGAACUGCUGUCUCGUGACCAGAGGAGCCUUUUUGGACGUCUUGGUCAGUCUCUGUGGACCUAAGAUCAGUAUUUUGGAAGAUGGUGAGGUCAGAGAGUUGCGACGUGAAGCGCUCUCCGUCCUGUUGGAGUCCGAGCUGCUGGUCUCUGGACCCGAGUCUCUGGUCCCUGCUCCAGGCUCCAUUCAGCUCCUGCUCAGCCUGUCCCGUGUGGCCCUGGCUGCCUGUGUGGAAGAACCAGAGCAGUGGGACACUCCGCACGCACCUCAACUACUGGAGAGUCUUCUGAGUUCGCCCUGUUAUGAGGUGCGUGGUCUUGCUCUGGACGCUCUCCUGCGGCAGCUCCAGCAGAGGGGGUCCUCACAGUGGCUGCAGCAGACCACCCUGAGCCACCUGACGGGACGGGCCUUUCACGAGACACACCCCCAUUGUCUGUCCAAGGUCCUGGAGGUGCUGUGUGCGCUCGGCUCCACUGGGCCCAUCCUGUGGCAGGACGGGGGCCGGAUCAUGGCCCAGGAGGAGGUUCAUAAACGCCUGCUGUCCCUCACAAAGACCUCUGCACACAGUGUGGACCUUCAGUGCGCUGCCCUCUCCCUCCUCUCGCUGCUGGUGUCUCAUGCGGUGACCUCGGAGCCUCAGGACAGUGGUGCAGCCUGGUGUUACGCUGAGUGGGCCGCUGUGGUGUGCUCUGGCUGCAGCGAGGAGCAGCCACUGGAGGUGAAGAUGACGGCGUCCAAAGUCCUGGUUCAAUCCACCGCUCCAGUUCUCACCAGCCCCCACCUGCCUCUGGGUUUCGAUGCAACAGUUUCUCUGUGGAAGAGUCUGGUCACACUGCUGCAGGAUGAGGACAAAGAUGUGCGUGACGCUGCUGCAGACUUCAUCUGUUUUGUCCCUGAGUCAUUGCUGAGUCCAGAUGUGUGCCGCUCCUCGGUCUGCCCGCCCCUGGCCCUGGACUCCGCUGUGGGGAUCUUGUGUCGGCUGCUCCAUCAGUGGGGGAGGCUCUCGGAGGGGGUCCUGAGUCUGGCAGAGUGGCUGAUGGGAAAUGAAGAAGCGUGCCCAGAAGAGUCGGCAGAGGCGCCCAGUCUGGACGACGAGGACUUCCUGUUUGAAAAGGGCGAGCUGAACUUGUGGGCGGAGCCGGUGCAGUGGGUCCGGCUGCUGCACCGACAUCUCGCCGCCCUGCUGCAGUCCCAGGACCCAGAGUCUCCGGCCUCAGACCCGGACCGCGUCAGGACUCUGUCAGACCGGGCCCAGAGCCAGACUCAGGCCGCUGUGAGGUCCCUGUCCUCGCUCUGUCCUCUCCCACAGUUCACGGGGCCCAUGGAGCACGCUCGGCUGACGCUGAGGCUGCAGCGGGCUCAGAGGGCUGCAGACGUGCUGCACCAGAUCAGGUAG